AUGAGUCUUUACUUUAUGGCAUUAUUUGGCCUAUUGAUAUUAGAAAUGAGUGUUCUAUUCAUUUCUGUCUUACCCCUACCAAACAAAAUUCGUAAGGGGAUAUACAAAGCAUAUUUCAAAACCACUUCCAGCCAAGAAUCCAAAACAAUCAUUAUCAUCUUAAGUGUGUUGGUAUCAUUAUUAUUUAUUGAUUCAUGGAAAAGGUCUCAAUUCAGAGUAACUACGUACCAAAGUAAACAAUACCAGAAUGUCCGUCGUGGGGGAAGCGGAAAUGAAGGCAUCGAUGAUGCCCCUGUAACACCCUUACAGGCAUUGGCUUCAAGAGCUUAUAAUCAAAGAAACGUUUAUAUUUCUGGAUUUAUAUUAUAUUUCUUAGUGGGUAUUCCUACCGUGAUGAGCAUUGUAAGAAGAUUGGUCAAGUAUGAUGAUUUGAUUAAGGAACAAAAGAAAAUUACUGAGAAGACAAGUAUUGCAGAUGAUACAAAAAUCGGAGAUACUCCUUCAAGCAAAGAAAUUGAGGGAUUAGAGAAUGAUUUGUAUGAAAAGAUGAUCUCUUUGAAAGGUUUACAAAAACAAAUUAAACAUUUGGAGAAUUAUUUUGAUGAAAUGAAUAAACCUUUGCCGAUUGUAAAGAAGGAGGAAGUUAUUUUGAAGAAAGAUAUUUGA
This is a messenger RNA of Naumovozyma dairenensis CBS 421, 666 nucleotides long. It is a transcript of the gene YET1, whose product is annotated as Yet1p. The transcript has a single exon. The coding region runs from base 1 to 666 and encodes 221 amino acids. Lineage: Eukaryota; Fungi; Ascomycota; Saccharomycetes; Saccharomycetales; Saccharomycetaceae. Gene Ontology annotation, biological process: intracellular protein transport; endoplasmic reticulum to Golgi vesicle-mediated transport. Gene Ontology annotation, cellular component: endoplasmic reticulum membrane; endoplasmic reticulum. The record is from RefSeq and is a predicted model, not a curated record.